GCCCGGCGGGACUAGGCUAAACCUCUCCCCCGCAUCUGCCCCAGCAGGUUGUUUGCAAAGGUCAAUCCCACCGGCUGCCGCCGCCGCCGGGCUCAGCUGCUCUUGGCUCAGUCCUCAAGAUCCACGUGCCGGCAGCAGCGACUGGCGAUCCGCCUUGUCCUCGCUUAACUCCGUGCGGGAGCGGAAAGCCAGCGGCCGAUCCCGCUGGCCGGGCGAGCAUGGCCGUGCUCCACUUGCACCUGUACCUCACCGCCUUGGGCUUCUGGGUGACACAGCAGUCCAGCUCCUUCCUGCUGCCCAACGCCACCGAGCUGCUGUCCCCCCCUGGGGGCAGAGCCACGGACCUGCUGUGGGGCGUGGGGGUCCCCCGGAGCCGUCGGAAGCGAUAUCUCUCCCCCCGCGACAUGAGCGUGAUUUUGGACUACCACAACCAAGUGCGGGCACAGGUGUCCCCUCCCGCCGCCAACAUGGAGUAUAUGGUGUGGGAUGAGCGGCUGGCCAGGGCGGCAGAGGCAUGGGCUGCGCGCUGCCUGUGGGACCACGGGCCCCCCCAGCUGAUGAAAUACGUGGGGCAGAACCUCUCCAUCCACUCGGGCAGGUACCGUUCUGUCGUGGACAUGGUGAAAUCAUGGCACCAGGAGAAGCAGCACUACUCCUUCCCCCACCCCCGCGAGUGCAACCCCCGCUGCCCCUCCAAAUGCAGCGGCUCUGUCUGCAGCCACUACACGCAGAUGGUGUGGGCAUCCUCCAGCCGCCUGGGCUGCGCCCUCAGCACCUGCGCCAACGUGCAGGUGUGGGGCAGCACAUGGCGGCACGCCGUCCUCCUCGUCUGCAACUACGCCAUCAAGGGCAACUGGCUGGGAGAAGCGCCAUACAAAGUGGGGCGGCCCUGCUCAGCCUGCCCCCCCACCUACGGCGGGGGCUGCUCCAACAACAUGUGCUUCACUGGACUCAAAUCCAACCAAGUCAGCUGGUUCUAGGGCUGCAGCCCUGCGAGGAAGCCCCCGCCAGUGGGGACGGGGUGAACCAGAAUUAUUUAUAACACUGACCCCCCCAGCAGCCCGGCAGUCCACCCUGCUUCAUCCCUAGUGCCGCGUAGGAAACUGCUUUUUUAACACCCCUCUCCGGCAGCGCUCGCAU
Molecule: messenger RNA, 1140 nt
Organism: Chroicocephalus ridibundus (black-headed gull)
Lineage: Eukaryota; Metazoa; Chordata; Aves; Charadriiformes; Laridae
Gene: R3HDML
Product: R3H domain containing like
Exons: 6
Coding region: 219-980 (253 amino acids)
Source: RefSeq, a predicted model, not a curated record